Molecule: messenger RNA, 21935 nt
Organism: Pelobates cultripes (western spadefoot toad)
Lineage: Eukaryota; Metazoa; Chordata; Amphibia; Anura; Pelobatidae
Source: the annotation of a GenBank genome assembly
GAUCCACCCCUGCACACAAGCUCCGCCUCCUGCUCAUAAGUCACGCCCCCGACGAGCCACCACAUGAGCACGAAGAGGUAAACAAAUGGCUCUCAGUCUUCAGUGCCAGGUAAGCUUCAGCUAAUUUGCCAGUUACUUUGUGUGUAUGUGCUUGCUAGUGAGUGAGCUUUUAUGUUUGUGUCUCAGUGAGCUUAUCUGUAGUGAACGUGUGAGCUUGUCUGUGAGAGUGUGUCUAAGUGAGCUUGUGUGUGUGUAAGUGAGCUUGUCUGUGUGUGUGUGUGUGUAAGUGAGCUUGUGUAAGUGAGCUUGUGUGUGUGUGUGUAAGUGAGCUUGUGUAAGUGAGCUUGUGUAAGUGAGCUUGUGUAAGUGAGCUUGUGUAAGUGAGCUUGUGUAAGUGAGCUUGUGUAAGUGAGCUUGUGUAAGCGAGCUUGUGUGUGUGUGUGCUUGUGUGCGUGUGUGUGUGAGCGUGUGUGUGUAAGUGAGCUUGUAUGUGUGUGUGAGCAAGCUUGUCUGUGUGUGAGCUUGUCUGAGUGUGUGUGUAAGUGAGCUUGUGUGUGUGUGUAAGUGAGCUUGUGUGUGUGUGUAAGUGAGCUUGUGUGUGUGUGUAAGUGAGCUUGUGUGUGUGUGUUUGUAAGUGAGCUUGUGUGUGUGUGUUUGUAAGUGAGCUUGUCUGUGUGUGUUUGUAAGUGAGCUUGUCUGUGUGUGUUUGUAAGUGAGCUUGUGUGUAAGUGAGCUUGUGUGUGUAGGUCUGAAUUUAUAUAGGGUAUCCUACGUCUGCGGUAUCGUUGGUGAAGUAUUGUGUUAUAUGUUCGUGCAGUGUGGCAGUAAAUUUUGUGACUUGAAGCAGCGAUUCGUUCAGUCGCCAGUUCGGUUUACCUUUGAAGGCAAAGGUGUCGGAGAUAUCUAAAAUGACAGGGGCAUGGUCAGACCAGUCUGUUUCCUAUGGAGCAUUCGUCUAUCUGUGGCAGUGACUGACCCUGGACAUAGCACUGAUCUAUUUUAGUAUAGCAAUUUUGUACUGGGGAGAAGAACAUGAAUUCUUUGUCAGUUGGGUGGGCAGCUCUCCAUACAUCAUAUAAGUUGUAUAAUGCGAAGAGAGAGAUUAGGCGCUGUGCAACCUUGUGGAGUUGAAUUGCUCUAAUUUGGGAUUUUUGUGACGAAGAGUCUAAGAGGUGGGUUCCAGCGUACAAUUAAAAUUGCCACAAAGGAUCAACAUGCCUUGUUGGACCUUGUCUAAUUUUGCUAGUACCAUCUUGAGGAAGGUCAGUUGACGAUCAUUGGGGGCGUAUAUGUCGGCUAUACUAUAUGUUGUCACCUUAAUGGAGGCCUCCACUAUUACAAACCUGCCUUCUGGGUCAAUGAUAGAUUUAAUCAGGGUAAACGUCAGCUGAUGGCUGAACAUAAUGGAGGCGCCCUUGGCUUUGGAAUCAGCCGUAGCGUGGAAUUGAUAUGGGAAAUUUCUGGUUUGGAAUCUGCAUUAGUCAUGUUUCCUAUAGUGUGUUUCUUGUAAACAUAUAUCACCCUUCCGAUGGGCAAUCUCUCGGUACAGUGCAUGACGCUUAAAUGGAGCAUUCCGCCCCUUGACAUCAUGAGAGAUUGGUGCGUUGGUGUGCACCAUUCUGUGUACUCUAGACCCCCCUCCUGUUGGUGCGAUAUUUUCCCUAGCAGGUAUAGAAGGGUAAGAAGAAAUUAUAGAGAAGCAGACAGUACUGGUCAUUCCUUGACCAGGAUGAUCGCCCUCUGGCGAUUUGCGGUUGGAUUUGGGUGUGCCAAGUGAGUCCUCCUGGCGCCCUCUGGGGUUCCUGGUGUGCGCCAAACAGGCAGGUGCACCGCCAAGGCUCACAGGCGAGUCAACUAGACAUUAUGUAUUAAAACAAUAUUAACAUAAACUGAACUAAACAUCCAGUAUGGAAAACUUGAGAAUUGGGUGGAGAUCUCUCCCAAUGCAUCCGAGUGAUACAGGGGACGCUAUUGGGGAUAUGUUGGGCUUGUGGUUGCUUUUAGUGAGAUAAAGACAUAUUAACCGUUGGUAAAUGAACCACUCAAUCAGUCCCGCUAGCCAAUGGCUACUUCAAUGAUAUAGAGUGGGUGAUAUUUGCACCUUGGUGUGUGUGCUAAGGAGUGGUGAGAGUUUGUGUUGCAUGGCACACAGUGUAGUGUAGACCACCGGGCUUGGUGAGUAUGCUGAGAUAUGUUGUGUGUACUGCAUGUAACGGGCACGGUACUCAGAGCUUGUGUUCUGGUGAGUUAUAACCACCAAUUGGUCGUGGGCAAAAUAAGUCCCUUAACUAUAUAAACAUUUGGAAGAGUAUCAAAAAUUGCAGUUAAACAUGCUCACGUAUUAGAAGGUACAAUUCAAAUGUCGAGUACAGUUGCUGCUUUUAUACUGGUCCCUACCUCCUGCACGGGUGCAUGGUAAUUCGGGAAGUGCAGUAUUCGUGUGGUGCUAGUGUAAGCUCAGAGCUCCCAAGUUAUUUGCAAGUCUGGGACAUAGUCUGUGUAGUACGAAAAGAGAAAACAUUGCACUCCAAUAGUGCUGUGGGGGUAAUUGUAUGUCCCAGGAGUGCUCUGUGGACCUUGGUGAUUCCCAACUAUGCAAUCGCUGCAACAGUCAUCUUGGGUGGAAGCUCAUCCGUGUAAAACAUUAUCCCAGGAGACAGUGAGGACCCAAAGAUGCACAGGGAUAAGAAAACAUUACACUCAGACAGUGCCUUUAUAAAAGAUUAUGCGAGCAUAGGUUGUAAGAAUGGGAUUGGAAGUAUUCUUUGUUGUACUCUAAUCGUGUAUAUCAUGCGUGUUCGCAAGGGAGUACCUACGGCCCAGGUCAGCAUUUCUCUGGGUGCCAUUCAGCGGCGAGCCGCAGCGGCCUGGGUGGGUUAUCGUGUGGAAUAACCCAUGAUCUUAGAAUUGAGAAGCCGGCUUCCGGGGUAAGUACUUUCUCUGACCAUUUCGGGUUAUCAGUAGGUGGGUGGGGAAACCCAAUCUAUACGCCGCCUGGUGUUUGCGAAGGGCUGUGGUGAUUCGUCUGAGUGCCAAGGUUUGUGAUAUAUCGGCAAAUACCUGGAUCUUAGUGUAGUCACCAGGUAAGUGCUUGACAGCUCAGCAUGUCCGCAAGAUAGCCUCCUUGACAUGGUGGUACUGGGCACAGAGAAGCACAUCCCUUGGUGCGGAGACCGAAACUGCUUUCGCUUUUGCCACUCGUAUCCUAUCCAAGAGGAAUAACUCUGGCAUGUCUGGGCAAAAGGCGCAAAACAGGCCGGUGGCGUAUACCGGUAGAUCUCCCAUGGUCGUGGUCUCCGGCACACAGCGAAGUCUGAGAUUGUUCCUGCAGGAACUGUGUUCGAGGUCCGUUAUUUUAACUUUGUGUCUAGUCAGGACGACCCUCCAUGUGGAGCAGUUGGUCAGCUAUUGAAUUGUGCACUGCAGUGGUCAUCCAUCCUGUAUUCCAAGUGAGUGGUGCGGGAGCCUAAUCUCCUUCAUAAGAUCCUGAAAAGAUGAUUAAAAUUUAGCAAACAAUUGAUCCGAUUGGGCAUUCAGCAUUUAUUGGAUAAUUGCUGGAGUCAGCGAGGCCUCUCUAUCCCUCGGUUCUGACAAGGUAGGGCUGGAGUCACGACUCCCUCUGCUUUCAGGGUCGCCAUCUUAUAGGGUCUCUGGCAUGGCCUCUUGUUUAGUUUGCGACUUGGCAGUGAAAAAGGCGGAUUUGUCUCCAUGAUACUUUCCCUUGUGAUGAGACAUCGUGGUAGAAUUUUUUUUUAUAGGUUCAGCAUAAAUUUUUCGGGUGUUAAUGGCUAAAUCUCAGUCAGCCUGCUCGGAGCUCAGCAUUUAAGCAGCCAUUACAUUCGGCGUCGGCUCCACCCCUAUUUUUUCCAGUAUUUUGAUGCCAGUGGCAGCUUUAUUAUCGAAAGAAUUGUGACGUCUGUGACGGCCACUCAGAUAUGGGUUCCGCCGCCAGGAAGGUCUUUUCCCUUCUCAAGAACUCUGCUGCAGCCCCUCUAGUGAUAAUAGCCAUCAAGUAGUAACUCCAGAGCAGGUAUAGCUUUCCCCAACAAACAUUAGCCAAAACUGAAUGCUGGGAACUCAUUUAUUCAGGGCCACACAUGGUCUUUUUAUGCAAAAGCCCCCUGCAAAGGGUUUCCGACACAUUACAGGGUCAUCCCUCCCAUGAUACUCUGUGUCUGAGAGAGAAUUCAGUUCCCGCUCAGGUACAGAAAAUCUACAGUUUCCAGAACACCCCAAAACACACAGCAAACUACUAUGUACACUGUCAAGUCUUACAUUCCCGGAUAGCCUGGACCUGAGUGCACGGUAUAUACAAAAAGCGCUCAGAUCCCACAAAUACAGCCAAAACACCACUGGGGUAAGGUUUUGACCGACCGCACACAAGGCUGCUGCCCAGAAUAGUUCCAUAGAAUCAGUGGUAGCGGUCAGUCUCUUUCAGGAGUACGAAAACACACAAAAUACCGAACAUAUGCUCAAACUUGUUGGCAAAUAGUGUUAACCUCAUUCGUGGGAAUGAUUCCACCGAACAGUGUUCUCCCAGGAUGUAUAUGAACGAACGCAGGCGUGUAUGGAAGUUCAGCGGUAUUCGCGAGGUCGAGGGUGUGAUUUUAGCUUCAUGCACUCGACGACCAAACAUCGCUGUCUUCGUUCGCGGGAACAAGAUGGCCGCCACCACGUGUUCGCACAUGCGAACGAUGGCCACCCAGCCAUGGUGUGAAACAUUUUUCAGGGGUGAAUGAGGUUAACAAGCGUACGGUGCAUACGGGUGGUCUGGGUAUUUCAUGGUUUUGUUUGGUUACUGACCAAAACUGGGAAAAGGGCAUUUUUAAUGAACAGACAAGAAGUGAAAAUAGAAACUGUAUUCCAGUGACACGGGGAGGUCUGUCACACUACCAGAUAUGGCAGACCUCCUUGUAUCCCAACUGGGUCCCUCCGCCAAUCGCGAUUCCUAGUUAUCACAGAGUACCAUAAGCACUUCCAGCCCCAAGCUGCUGCAGCUUGGCUGGGGUCUUGCUGCCUCUUCCCACCCUGGAUCAAAGCCCUGGACCCAGCUCCCAGUGGUUAGAGCUCUCCUCCAGAGAGUAUAGCAAGUAAAUAGAGCAGUAUAGCUGUUACCACCCCCUCUUUCCCCCACACACACGAGCCUAGACUUAAUGCUGGGAGUAGACUGUCUCGGGGCCACACACUGCCUUCUUAUGCAAAAGUCCAGAGCAGGUAUAGCUUUCCAACACAACAUUACAGGGUCAUCCCUCCCAUGAUCCUCUGUGCCUGAGAGUCCCCUCUCAGUUACAGAGAAUUUCACUUAUGCAAAAGCCCCAUGCAAGGGGUUUCCAGCCCAAUCCCCCAUGAUCCUCUAUGCCUGAGAGAGAAUUCAGUCCCCUCUCAGGUGAAGAAAAAAUCAUUUUAUUUUGUCACACAUGGUUUGUUAUGUACAGAUCUCUACCUGGGGCUACAAUACAAAUAAUACAACAGGAAAAGGGAGGGUGAUGGGCACAGACAAGCAAUACAUUCAGAAGGGGGAGAGGUACAGAGAAAUCCUUUUAUUUUAUUAUACAUGGUUUGUUAGGCAGAGACCCCUACAUGGGGUCUACAAUACAACAGGAAAAGGAAGGGGAGAAGCACAGACAAGCAAUACACUCAGAAAGGGAAGGUGGAGAGGCACAGACAAGCAAUACUCUCAGAAAGGGAAGGUGGAGAGGCACAGACAAGCAAUACUCUCAGAAAAGGAAGGUGGAGAGGCACAGACAAGCAAUACUCUCGGAAGGUGGAGAGGCACAGACAAGCAAUACUCUCGGAAGGUGGAGAGGCACAGACAAGCAAUACGCUCGGAAGGUGGAGAGGCACAGACAAGCAAUACUCUCGGAAGGUGGAGAGGCACAUACAAGCAAUACUCUCGGAAGGUGGAGAGGCACAGACAAGCAAUACGCUCAGAAAAGGAAGGUGGAGAGGCACAGACAAGCAAUACGCUCAGAAAAGGAAGGUGGAGAGGCACAGACAAGCAAUACUCUCGGAAGGUGGAGAGACACAGACAAGCAAUACUCUCGGAAGGUGGAGAGGCACAGACAAGCAAUACUCUCGGAAGGUGGAGAGGCACAGACAAGCAAUACUCUCGGAAGGUGGAGAGGCACAGACAAGCAAUACUACGCUCAGAAAAGGAAGGUGGAGAGGCACAGACAAGCAAUACUCUCAGAAAAGGAAGGUGGAGAGGCACAGACAAGCAAUACUCUCGGAAGGUGGAGAGACACAGACAAGCAAUACUCUCGGAAGGUGGAGAGGCACAGACAAGCAAUACUCUCGGAAGGUGGAGAGGCACAGACAAGCAAUACUCUCGGAAGGUGGAGAGGCACAGACAAGCAAUACUCUCGGAAGGUGGAGAGGCACAGACAAGCAAUACUCUCGGAAGGUGGAGAGGCACAGACAAGCAAUACAUUGUUAAAUAGCCCUGACCUGAACCCCAUAAGCAGGCAAGUAUGUGGGCAUGGUACGCAGUGACGGCAUUCGUCACGUCAUCCAAAAAUUUUAAUUGAGACCAAAAGUAUUGCUAUACCACAUCUAAAACUAGAACAUAAUUAAUUGUCGAGAUUACACGAAAUUAGUUAUUCACUAAAAAGAAAAUUGAAAAGUCCAUUCUGAAUUUUAGUCCCCAAUAACCGAGUGGGAGAACUUUUGAUUUGGAUAUUUUGCUAUAAAAUUCUUCCCGAAGCAAUACUCUCGGAAGGUGGAGAGGCACAGACAAGCAAUACGCUCAGAAAAGGAAGGGGAGAGGCACAGACAAGCAAUACUCUCAUCCCUAAUGCGUUCUUCCCGAUUCCUGUUGAGUAACCUUGAUUGUAUAUUAUAGGUCUGUAGCAGUGAUUACCUUUUACUUAUUGUUACAGUCUGCAUAGCCUGAAAUAAAGCUGACUUUGUUGUGACAUUACUUUUUUGGCUCUUGAUGUUUUUUUUCUCAAUACAAAACUUAGAUAGCCUUUAACAACCUCCAUUUACAAAAAAGCCAUGAAAAUGCUGUAAGCAGAGAGACGGUGAAAUCACUAUGGAAACCAAUGAGGAGUCCUUGAUAACCGUUUGUUUCCAUGUUAGAGACACUGCUAGUCCGUUUUAAACACUGUUUCCUCUUGUUGUCUACCGUGUAAAGAAAAAGAUCUGAAGGUUUAUGCAGUCAUUCUUUAUUUAGACUUUUAGAUUUGCUUUGGUGGUUUUUCCAGAUACCCACAGUGUUCGUGUAUAUUGAUCGAGCCCUAAUUCAAAUAAGGUCUGAUACUGCAAAUCAUGAACCUGAAACCAAGAUUUUCUAAUAUCACGUUAUGAAAUGUGAGUUCCCACGGUAAGAGGCAGGUUUGUAAUUUCUAUGAAUUCAGUCUUUCUGGAGCUGAAUGCUUCCAAAUGACUGAAUUUCAGAAGUGCUUUGGAUUUCUGAAAAGUGGCAAAACAGGAGAGAGAGGGAAAAUUACAAAAAAAACACCACAACCACUUACACAUCUAGGGGUAGGGUUUUGGUUAGGGAAUUGCUGAACCAAACCAAUUUUUUUUUUUUUGCCCAUGCACAUCCCUAAUGCGUUCAAUCUUUAGAGAGUUUAUAUUCCCUGUGGAGGUACUUUCAAUGUAUCCAAUCUGUAUGGCAUUUAUAUUCCCUGGGAGGUACUUUCAAUGUAUCCAAUCUGUAUGGCAUUUAUAUUCCUUGGGAGGUAAUUUCAAUGUAUCCAAUCUGUAUGGUGUUUAUAUUACUUGGGAGGUACUUUCAAUGUAUCCAAUCUGUAUGGCGUUUAUAUUACUUGGGAGGUACUUUCAAUGUAUCCAAUCUGUAUGGAGUUUAUAUUCCUUGGGAGGUACUUUCAAUGUAUCCAAUCUGUAUGGAGUUUAUAUUCCUUGGGAGGUACUUUCAAUGUAUCCAAUCUGUAUGGAGUUUAUAUUCCUUGGGAGGUACUUUCAAUGUAUCCAAUCUGUAUGGCGUUUAUAUUACUUGGGAGGUACUUUCAAUGUAUCCAAUCUGUAUGGAGUUUAUAUUCCUUGGGAGGUACUUUCAAUGUUGUGGGGAUAUUUAUGGGAUAAUAAUAGUAACAGUGAGAAUUGCCCACUAAUUCAAUUCUCAGAUCCCAAAGAACGUUUAUCGUGUUAAGUGGAAUGUAUUUCAUAUAAUUAAUAUCACAAUGUAUAAAAAUAGAUUUUUAUUUAUAAUAACAAAUUAAUAAUAAUAAUAUGUAACAUGCAUGAUAAUAAUCAAUGAAUAUCCAGUAUAAAAUGGUAUGCAAUACAAAGGAAUGGGUAUUAUGUUUCAAUGGCUAAAACAGCAUUAUCUGUCAAGACUUAUUUAUUACCAUCUUUAACACAGACUGAAAGUAAAACUUUUCACACAGAGAACAGAAUUCCUCAGAGUGCAGCGUAAGGUCGUAAAGUUUAGCAGACAGUUAGAAUAACCCUUUCAAUGCUGGCUAGAUCUCCUAGGUAGUUAAGAUCUAUUCUUAUGUAUUUUAAAUAAAAUAACAUUUAAACCAGUUCAUUAGUCAUUUUCUUAAACCAUCCAUAAGAGAAUUUACCACAUUAUAUAAGCAGAUUUUUAAUUUGUCUAAAAGAUAUCUAUCUUAAUUUAGAGCAAAUCAAUACACCUGGAUAAAAACAGCGGUAUGCUAACACGUGAUAAUAUCACAUCAAUAUAUAAUUAUUCUUAAUUCCACCUGCAGAAUGGAAUGUUUAUAACUAUAUAUUCUUAGUUAACUAAGAUUUCUUAAUAUGGAAAUCUGACCGUGCUUUAUCCAGUCAUAUAUAAUGCUAUUAAUACAUUUUAAUUAAUUUAAUUUAAUUAAAUGAAACCAGUAUAAUUACCAGUUGAGUAGAUAUUUCAUCCGAUUGGUAGUCUCUCUGCAUGGAGGUGUUGGUUAGAAAGUCAGUAAAUUCUAAGUGUUAGAGUUUUAGGAGUAGAGUGUUAUUCUCAGAUGUUGUCCGAGUUGGAAUCCCCAAACUUCCAAUUCCUCUCUCCUCUCCGUUGCAUAUCUUGCAUCUGCCUCCUCUCAUCUCUCUUGUAUCUCUAUCUUCCCUUUGUCUUAACUUUUAAAGGGCCAGACUCUCUGUACGUCAUCAGUUGAUAACCCAAUAGAAGCACUAGAGGUGUGGUUAUCUUCCAGAUCGCAAAUUAGUUAUUUGGUCUGUAGAGGGCAGUCUUGUCCCACUAAACAUACCUAUCCAGGAAAGAGUUAACUUUUCCUGGUGGCUAUUUUGACGUCAUUUUGCGUUAUCUUUAUAGCGCCAUAAUUUAAAAUUUCAAAGGGUUUCUUAAAUUUUGUCCAGACUUAGCGUCUGCAAUUCCUGCCAUAAUUUCUGAUAUGACAGAUCAUGAACUAAGUUUACCCUUUUCCAUACAAUGGUACCUUAUAUAUAUAGACAGUUAAAUAUUAAAUUAUUUAAUCUUCUCUGUCACAAUUGUCUGGUUUAGAUUUGAUUAUAUUCUUUUAGCAUUAGACAGUCUGUCCAACCCCCUUCCUUAUCACUUGUUUGUAUAUACUAUGCAUUCCUCAGAUCUGGGAAAGUGGUUAGCUUACAGAUAGAAAUAUAGUGUCUUUUUGUUAACUUGAAAUAACAAAAUGGAGUCUGGUCUGUUCAGAGUGACUCAGAAUAUACACUUUUAGUUUCUAUCAUAGCACAAAAUGUCUGCCGAUAUAAAUACUCUGACAUAACCCCCCUUUAGUGCAUUUCAUAGCCAAAAUUAAUUUAGCUUAUGAAUAAGCACUAUAGAAGUUACUAGACAUAUUGUGCAAUCACAUCAUUUCUAACAUAGUACAUUAUUUUCAUUUGACAAAUGUCUUUGGGAGUUACAUAUGGUAUGGUCAAUAAAAAGCAAAUCUCCAUACGUUCCGGAUCAAUUAAGAGAGGUAUAGCGCUCCCCAUCUCAAAGGCCAGAUUUAAUUGCAUAGGCUCAAUUGUCUCUCCAUCCACAUUGGCAAGCAUCGCAUGAACAAUAUCCUUGGAUACAAAAUACAGAGGUAUGCGUCCCCCUGCCAAUUCGAUCAUUCCAGUUUGCACUUCGUCAAGAAAAGCAAGUGUGUGGAACAGUAUUGGGUCAUGCAGAAAUAAAAGUUCACGCUUGAAUAAGUCAUGACUUUGGUGCAACUCAGUGGAUUUGGCAAUUAACUCCUGAAUGCAAAUUUGUUGUAACAACUGUGUCUUCCACAAUAGUUAACACGUCUUGGAGAAGUGUUCUUUGCUGUUGUAUCACCUGAUGAAUAUCGUUAAUGUGUUGCUUUAGCGCAUAGAUUUCCAUAUCCAGCUUUUGGACAGUAAUAGAGUUGGCUGCAGACAUUCCAGUUGCGACAACUGCACCGACAGUGGCACAAACUAAUGCAACAAUUAUAGCGGUGAGGAACCUUUUGGGUCGGUUGCUCAUCGGAAUAGAACUGGAUACAAAUGGUUUCCGGGCUUGCUCCAAGAUGUUUCGCACACGGUCCUGUGCUCUUUGGAGGUGCAUCUGGUACCAAGUCUGUAACUCAGGAAGCUGCAUCGAUGAAAUGUUGUAUGCCUUCUCGAUGGAAAUCUUGGGGUCCAAGCUGACGAACACACGUCGGGUCAGGAUCCUCUUCUCUGUUAAGAUGAACCCUGGUGUCUCUUGAAUCAGGAUGCCGGAGGAUGGUCCCAUCUCUGCGAUCGGGUCGGUCCGUAGCUCUUGGCACAGGAGCAGUACGAUCCAGAAACACGCCACAUCCUUCUUGGACAUCUUUCGACAGUCACGGAUCAGGAACUCGUUUCAGACUUAUCUACUAAUGAUUCAAGGUUUGUUAAGCAUACAAACUUAUAACAGUGUGACAUCACUUGGCCUAGGACAACACAUUAUUACGAUUCAUCAACAUAUGUAUUCUGUCUAAUUCUAUUUUUAUAACUUCAUCCCUCACUACAUUUAUUACUGACUCUUCAGCAAUUUGCCUAUAGCAGUUAAACAAGCUAGUAACCUGCUUAUAAAAUGUAGUUAUUGGAUGGCAAGGAAAUGGUUAAUGACAUGAACGUACAUGAGAUCAUGACACAUCACAACAUUUCACAUCAUACGAUACCACGUGAAUCAAGCAUUCAUCCAGGUUAGUCGUUCACCCUUCUGCAUCUGAAUCCACACCUAUAAUCCUUAAUUGAGAUUUAGGAUGACAAGCACGCAACUGGUUAAUGUGAACCCACUUUUCAAUAAAAUCACCAUCCUUAGGAAUUUUUAUCUUAUACGCUACUGGGGAAAUUUUGUCAAUAAUGACAUAUGGCCCUUUCCAAGAAGGUAAAAAUUUCUUUUCCUUGACUUGAUUUCGCGCAAAGUUAUACAGAUAGACUUGAUCUGUUAUCUCAUAUUCCUUUUUCGUGGUUUUUAGAUCGUAAUAGGUCUUAACCCCUGUCGCUGCUUUUUCUAGAUUCUUUUGGGCAAAAGCAAACGCAUGCUGUAAAUGCUUGCGCAAAUCUUCGAUAUACUGAUGCGUAGUGGCAGCAUUGAUCAAGUUAUGAUCCGAAGUACGAUAUAGUAAAUGCUGUGGUAAAACCAUCUUUCUUCCUGUCAUCAAUUCAAAAGGUGACAAUUUGGUAGCAGUGCUAGGUGUAGCUCUAAUCGCCAUUAAAACUAGGGGCAAUUUAAUGUCCCAGUCUUUACCAGACUCCUUAACAUACUUCUUUAGAAUAUUAACGAUAGACUGGUUAUAUCGCUCUACCCCCCCGCUAGACGCAGCGCGGUAUGCAAUAUGUAGCUUUCGUUUAACACCUAGAAUGUUCCACAUCUUAGCCAUUACUUCGCUGGUAAAAUGACUACCUCUGUCUGACUCAAUUCUUUGAGGCAGACCGAACCUGGAAAAGACAUGGUUAAUCAACAAAGUGGCGCACACGGUACUCGUGUUCUCUUUACAAGGCAAACAUUCUAUCCACUUUGUGUACAUACAUGUAACGGUUAACAUGUAUUUGUUACCUCUUGAAGAUCUUGUUACAGGACCUAUAAAGUCAAUUUGAAUAUCAGACCAGGGUAAUGACACCCCCCUCUUCUGAAGUGGUGCACGAUGGGUUGGACCAUGGGGUUGAUAUUGCGGACAAAUCAAGCAUCCCUGACAGUAUGUCUUAACAUCCCUUAACAUGUGUGGCCAAUAUGCAUAAUCACGCAAUAUCUCAUAUGUGAUCUUAUCACCACGAUGCCCAGAUGUAGGUGCAUCAUGUGCGUGUUGGAGCAUUAACCCUCUGUAUACAGUUGGGACUACCCAUUGUUGUAUACCAUGUUUAGAAGUUCUGACCAGUAACCCAUCCAUGAUACUAAAUUGGACUUUAUAUCUCAUCAAGAUUCGUAAAUCUUCAUUAUUUUUGCAAUCCUCAUCUGUGAUGGGAUUGGCAGUAGGGUCUUCUAUAUGUUUAUAGAAAAUGCCUAUGACGGGAUCAUUCUUUUGACUGGUAAUCAGGUCCUCACUAGGAGCUUCUUGACUCCAUUGCACGACAUUUAAGUCGGCAUUAUCUCUAGCCUGUCGUCUAGUUAUGGCUUCAACAUGAAUUGAACCCAUAAGAUCAUCAAUGUUUAGGGUUUCACCAUUGAUGGCAGCUUGUUUUGCCAGUGAAUCGGCUAAGUCAUUACCAUCCUUAUCAAUACCUUCUAUUUUAGAAUGGCCUUUGGUUUUCUUCCAAUAUAUGGUUAAACCAUUUUCCUUAACCAGUUCAUCAAUUUUACAAAACAAUUUCCCAUGUUUAACAGGUUUGUUAUUGCUUUUCAGCAUUUGGUUACGUUUCCAGCUAGGCAGAUAUUCGACGAAACUGUUGCGAACAUAGUUGGAAUCAGUUAUAAUAACAAAUUCUUUGAUACCAUAUUCUAUUGCCAUUUGAAUGGUCUUAUAUACUGCACAGAGUUCGGCUAUCUGACUGCUUUUGGGACCAAUAUUGUAUCCUAUAGAUACAUUAGGAUAAUCACCUGUCCAGGCGAUUCCGAUACCUGCAACUAACUUCCGUUCAGCACCAAGACGUGGUGAUAUGAACAACCAUCAAUGUAUACCCACGGUAGUGGUCGACAGUAUUCCUCGUCAUAAACUUUAUAAGGAGAUAGCAAUUGCUCUUCUAGGAAGUCAUCUCCGGUGUCAUUAUCAUCCAGAGAUGGAGCAGUACAGUCAUGUAAUUCUGCUAAACCUUGGGCAACUGGGCUUCUCUUAUUAUGUUUAUAACGGACUUCUAACGGCCAUCCCUGUAAGGAUAGAGUCCAUGCAGUAAUCCGACUGUUAGAGAGAUUACCGUCUCUAAUUCUUUCACUCUGCAGAUACUGUAGAGGUUGGUGAGCUGUUUCUACAAUUAUUUUCUCACCUUGGAUAUAGCUACGAAAAUUUUGUAGUGCCCAGACAGUCGACAAUAACGCCUUCUCACACGUGUUGAAUUUAACUUCAACAGGUGACAAAGUCUUGCUAGCAUAUGCAAUAACUUUGUUUAAACUGUCCUGCUUCUGAUACAGAACAGCACUUAUGCUUAAAUCGGUAUAUCCUGUCUCCAGAUAGAAGGGUUUACCCCCCUCUGGGUAUGCUAAACAGGGUGCCUGAGUGAGCUUCCUCCUCAGUUCACUUACCGCUUGGUCCUGAGGCUCCCCCCAGUUCCAGGUAGUUUCCUUUUUAAGCAGGUGUAAGAGUGGUUUAGUUAUUUCUGCAUAGUUAUCUAUAAACUUACGGGAGUAGUUAGUCAUACCAAGGAACGAUCUUAAUUCCCUGAUGUUUGAAGGUGUUUUAGCCUUUAGUACGGCUUCAACCUUCUUCCUCUGGGGAUUUAAUCCUUCAGAAGUUACCUCAUGUCCGAGGAAAUUGACAUGGGUGCGACACCAUUGUGCCUUUUGUAAAGACAGUUUAAUCCCUGCCUCUCUUAACUGAGUGAGAACAUGUCUAAUCUCUAAGAUAUGCUUAUCAAAGGAAGUGCUUUUCAGCAAGACAUCGUCGACAUAUGAUAACGUUCCUCUCUCGAGUGCGUCAGGCAUAGCUUUAUGCAUGAACACAGCGAAUUCAUGACCAGAGUUUAUAUAACCGAAAGGCAUACGGGUCCAGGUAUACUGCUGCUUUCCAAAUGUGAAGGCCAAUUUGUAUUGGUCUUCAUUAUGGACUGGUACAGUCCAAUAUCCCUGCGCACAGUCAAUGGCAGUGAAUAUUUUGGAUCCCUGCAUUUGUACCAAACAUUGGUCUAUGUAUGGCGUUGGCCAACCAGACAUAUAGACGCGUUUAUUUAGCUGUCGUAAGUCAGCGCAUAAACGCCAUUGUCCAUUAGGUUUCAGAAUCCCCAAGAUCGGAUUAUUAUACGAACUGUGCACUGGACGUAUAAUGCCCCUUUCCUUUAAAUUCUGAAUGAUGUCUUGUAGACCAUCAUAUGACGCUAAUGGGAGUCUAUAUUGUUUGAUAAAUACAGGUGGUAAAUUUGGAUCAGUUUGUAUUCUGGCUACGUGGAGGUUAGUUAACCCACAGUCGUAGGAAUCUUUGGCAAAAAUAUCUUGGAAUUCCAAAAGGAUUUCCUUUAGCUGUUGCCGCUCAGCAUCGUUGGAGCAACCGUCAGCUAAAGAUAUUUGCUCUUCUAGCCUUUCCUGAAAUCCUGGAAAGAUUUCAGGCUGGCCUAUCUCAUAAGCUUCUUCAAGCCUAGAAGUUAGGUCAGUUCGGUGUUGACUUACCUUUUCUCUUUGGUCGUGAUACUCUUGUGAUUCCUGCUCAUUGAGCGGAUGAUCGAAGGUGAUAGAUGCUUCUUCGAUUUUACACGAGCCUUCUUCAACAUUGAAGGGAUAUACAGAUAGGAUAGUGAAUAAUCCUUCUGGGGAGGAAUGGAAUAUUUGAUCGACAAUUUCGUCCUCAGUUAAGUAUUCUUCAGGGAUGAGGCCUAUAAUUUGGUUUUGGAAACCAAAUGUAUAGUACUCAGCAUCCAAUGCUAGACCUAAUAAUGUUCCUUUUGGUAAAGUAACACUAUUGGGUGUAACAUUGUUGACCAUGAUAUAGGUGGGAUUCUUACCAAUACUUACCAUUGGUGUAUGUGUUACCACCAUCCCUAAUUGUUGUAUCCUGUUGGAUAAACAGAUUAGGGCAUCAGAGUUUUCCAAUCUCUGACCCUCCUUGACCUGUAGGGGUAAAAGAAAGUUACUUGUCCCCUGGGGAAUGGUUAUGUCAUCAGGAACUUGGAUACUUACCGCAUAUGGGAGUAUUUGUCCUGAUUUCAGGGCAUUUUCCUCGUGUAGGUAACUACAAGGAUUACCUUUUAACCUUGUCCACAAGUUGGAAUUAAUCAGAUCAAGGUGUAUGGCAAAGCGAUGUAUGACAUCAUUGCCAACGUAAACCUGAUAGCGAGGUUCGUUUAUCACUAGGAAUAAAUGUUUAACGGUCUUAUUUCCGAUGGAAAUAGAUAGUAAACAUUUUGCUAUCACAUUGUGACUCUCUGAUUCACCAUCCAGAUUCUGGAUCCACCUGUCAUGUGGGGAAGCGUACCUGAUCAUUUUAGGAUUAGCUAUCUGCUUUAACAGACUUCUGCUAAUAUAGCUGUUCUCACUCUGUAAGUCCAGCUUUGCAUUCCUACUUCUUCCUAAGUCAUGUAUUUGAAUAGGAAAGAAUAAGUUGUUAUUAGCCCUUUCAAUUCUGGCAAGGAAUUGAGCAUGACCUGCCAGAUCUACAGAUUCGACAUAGUCCCUGUGGAGAGAAAUGGUUAAAACAUCACCUUCCAGAGAGACAUUCUGGAUCCUCUCUGGAGCAAUUCUUAUGGAAUGCUCAUCUACAGGUGCGAUUGCAUCAUUCACCUGCAGGAUAGUCACGUCAGGUGACUGACUAUUCCUAAAAUGUACCUCUAUCGAGUCAGGUCUUUCUUCUAUCACAUGGCAGUUACGAUCAGAUUGAACAUGUGAUUUCUCAUAGGUUAUAGGAACCUUAGCUUGUGACCAUACAAUUCCAUUCACACAGUCAAUAAUCGUGUUAAGUCUUCUGAGUAUGUCUAUACCCAGAAUCAGUCGGUCAUAGGGGAGAUCUACCACUAUCACCGGGUGUCUAAAGGUUUUGUUACCUAUUUUAAACUUUAACCAGGUAUUGCCAAUAACAUGAAGGGCAUUUCCUCCUACACUCAACAGAGCAUUGGGGAAAUCUCUUAGCUUCGGCUUAUCCGUUGCUAAGUCCAUUACCUGCUGGAAGUAGGUAUUGGAUAAGAUAGUGGCUUGUGAACCAGUAUCUAUUAACCCUUUAAAAGGCUGGGGUAGCGAAUCCUGUAUUUCUACAGACAUGUAGUACCUUCCUUCAUGUUCUUCUAAUUCACAUAAGAAUUUAGAAUGUGUCAACAUAUUACUUGUUUUCCAUACAUUACCGGUCACAGCAGUAGUUUCUACCUGUACUGAGGAAUGCUCAGUCUUACCCACAGGCCCAUCCUUCUUAGGAAUAUCUUGAACUGUCAAGCGGGAACUAGUGGUCGGCAUCUCAUCAGUUAACCCUUUCAGGUCUGGAUCCUGGAAACUAGUGGUUGCUGGGGCUAUUUUAGCCUUUGGCUGAAAUGAAAAAACAGAGGAACACGUUGCGCCUCCUUCACCCGAAAGUGAAGUGACGGUAUAGGCAAUAGGUUUUCUAACACAACUAUUGUUUGUUUGACUUUUAGUACUUGGAAAGGAAACAGGGUUAGGCAUUACAUCUACUGAUAACCUAGCCUGUUUAGUCACAGUGGCUAUUAUUGCUGCGGCACCUGUUGUUGUUGCUGCGGUUGCACAGGUAGUUCUGCAAUUGGAGCUAUCCCUAAAAAAGGAUUUAGAGCAAAGACUUGGUUGAUCUUUGUCAUUUCCUCCAUUAAUUUGCCCAUCUGGUCUGUCAAUUGACCAACCUGACGACGCAAAUUAUUUCCCCCAUUGCCGUUUUGUCUUUGCCCAUUAGAAUUUGGUUGGGAUGGCUGAGACUGUUGGGAGUUAUUGGAAGCAGAUUGGUUGUUUCUGUUUCCAUAUCUCCUAUUUCCCUGAGGAUUCCUUCUCCAUUGGGAAUUGCCUUGGUUUUUAUUAACCCAGGGGCGUUUAUUCCCAUUGGCAUUGGAUUUUUCAGAGUUAUUAGAGGAAUUUGCAGAAUUGCUUCUGGCGUUUUCCUGUUUCUGAGGUUUUGGUGUUUUCAAAACCUCGGAAUAGGUCCUCUUUUUCUGUUGGGUUUCUAAACCUAACUGAGUUUUAGUCUCUGACACCAUUUUAUCACCAGGUUUCUUAACCUUUGGCUGAUUUUCGUCAUGUGCAUGGUGUAUAGUGUACAAUUUCAUGCACUGACUGACUAGCCAUUCUAAUGGCAACUUACAAUCGUAAUCUCUUGCGAGAUUCAUUUGUAUGUUUACUGGCAUGGCAUGAAAAUACAGAUCUUUGAAGUCUGUGCUUUCAUACCUGGGUUUUCUUUGGGCCACGGAGUAUGCAUUUUUAAGAAUUAUUAAAAAUUCUCUGGGGCUUUGAUCUGGACGGCACUUUAAGUUAUAAAGCGCCUUCUUUGCAGAAGCAAUGGUUUUAUACUUACCAUAUUCCAUGAUUAUUUCAUAUUUCAUCUUGGACCAGGACAUUAACUGUAUAGCUUGAAGACUUUCUAGAUAAACACGACACAUUGAAUCAAAGGUCCAUGUAAUGAACCAUUUCUUAUGAAUGUCAUCAUACAUGCCCAAUGAAUUCAUUGCUCUAUCAUAAUUUUCCAGAUGUUCAGAUAUGUUUCCUGAACCUCUAGAAAAUUGUGGGACAGUCUCUCUAAGGAAUUUGAUGACCUUUGGUGUUUCAUAAACAGGCGUCGUUGAAUUACGACCUCUGUUUCUGUGUUUGGGUAAACGUCUAUGCGAUCUGUCUGCUGAAGAGGAAUUAGACCCGUACAACAGUGCAGAUGGCAUAUCAGUUACAUGGCCUUCAGAGUGGACAGUGCAAUCACUUUCACUCCCAUCACUCUGAGCUUCUUGUUCACUGUCACAAUUCUGAUCUGCAUCAGAGUUCUGCCAGUGUACAGAACCAUGUCUGUUUUCAUUCCUAUCACAUUGAAUUGGACUCUCCCUCUCAAGUUUGGCCAAGACAGCUUUUUCAAACUGUUCUGCCCAAGAUUGCCAAGAUGGCUUGGUAAUGUCAUGAGAUGGGGAAUCUUGUUCCACAGUUGAUUUUUUAGAAUUACUCACACCUUUACUUACAGACUGUUUUAUGAAAACCUGGUUUGGUGUGGGAAAAUCAUAAUAAGGAGGGGAUUUACAGAUAGUCCUUUCUUGCAUUUUUGUGCAACUUUUUGGCACAGAAUGAUGACUACCAACCUCACUGUCUAAUUUCUGACUCUCCUUUUCAUACUCAUCCAGUUGCAUUUUAAGCUGAUUUAUUUCCUGUGCAUAUUUAUCCAUCAAAGCUUUCAUUUCUUUUUCAUGAUCAGCCUGACGAAUUUUAUGCUCAGCAAGUAAAUCUUGGUAUUUCCCAUUUUGAAUGCCCAGAUCGUCACUGUACGUGUCCAAUUUGGCAUUCAGUGACUUGUUUUCAUCACACACCUUAAGAAGUGCUGUCAUAAAGAAAGGCCAAGAGUGUAUUAUGAACGCCAUUUUCCUUUCUAUGUUCUUUUGUUCAGCAAUUUCUUUAAGAUAUAUGAUAAUGUGUUCAUCAGUUAGAAUGGUGUGUUUAGCUUCCCAUUCUAUGCUUUUCAACCAAACCUCAUAGGUUGCAUCAUUUUUCAUAUGUUUAUGAAUAUGAACUAGAGCAUGUUUUCUUAGGUCUUCAAUUAUUUCAGUAUUAUCUGUUACAGAUUUAUCACUGCCACUGGCCAUUUUUAUUUUUAUUUUAUUAAUUAAUCUCAAUACAAAACUCUUUUCUAUAUUAAGAUUAAAUUGCAUGAAUUACACCAUUAUUAUUAUUAUAUAUGAAAUACAAUUUCAACUUAAACGAUCUCAGCACCGUGCCUCCAAUAUGUGGGAAUAUUUAUGGGAUAAUAAUAGUAACAGUGAGAAUUGCCCACUAAUUCAAUUCUCAGAUCCCAAAGAACGUUUAUCGUGUUAAGUGGAAUGUAUUUCAUAUAAAUAAUAUCACAAUGUAUAAAAAUAGAUUUUUAUUUAUAAUAACAAAUUAAUAAUAAUAAUAUGUAACAUGCAUGACAAUAAUCAAUGAAUAUCCAGUAUAAAAUGGUAUGCAAUACAAAGGAAUGGGUAUUACGUUUCAAUGGCUAAAACAGCAUUAUCUGUCAAGACUUAUUUAUUACCAUCUUUAACACAGACUGAAAGUAAAACUUUUCACACAGAGAACAGAAUUCCUCAGAGUGCAGCGUAAGGUCGUAAAGUUUAGCAGACAGUUAGAAUAACCCUUUCAAUGCUGGCUAGAUCUCCUAGGUAGUUAAGAUCUAUUCUUAUGUAUUUUUAAAUAAAAUAACAUUUAACCCAGUUCACUAGUCAUUUUCUUAAACCAUCCAUAAGAGAAUUUACCACAUUAUAUAAACAGAUUUUUAAUUUGUCUAAAAGAUAUCUAUCUUAAUUUAGAGCAAAUCAAUACACCUGGAUAAAAACAGCGGUAUGCUAACACGUGAUAAUAUCACAUCAAUAUAUAAUUAUUCUUAAUUCCACCUGCAGAAUGGAAUGUUUAUAACUAUAUAUUCUUAGUUAACUAAGAUUUCUUAAUAUGGAAAUCUGACCGUGCUUUAUCCAGUCAUAUAUAAUGCUAUUAAUACAUUUUAAUUAAUUUAAUUUAAUUAAAUGAAACCAGUAUAAUUACCAGUUGAGUAGAUAUUUCAUCCAAUUGGUAGUCUCUCUGCAUGGAGGUGUUGGUUAGAAAGUCAGUAAAUUCUAAGUGUUAGAGUUUUAGGAGUAGAGUGUUAUUCUCAGAUGUUGUCCGAGUUGGAAUCCCCAAACUUCCAAUUCCUCUCUCCUCUCCGUUGCAUAUCUUGCAUCUGCCUCCUUCGUCUCUUUCUUGUAUCUCUAUCUUCCCUUUGUCUUAACUUUUAAAGGGCCAGACUCUCUGUACGUCAUCAGUUGAUAACCCAAUAGAAGCACUAGAGGUGUGGUUAUCUUCCAGAUCGCAAAUUAGUUAUUUGGUCUGUAGAGGGCAGUCUUGUCCCACUAAACAUACCUAUCCAGGAAAGAGUUAACUUUUCCUGGUGGCUAUUUUGACGUCAUUUUGCGUUAUCUUUAUAGCGCCAUAAUUUAAAAUUUCAAAGGGUUUCUUAAAUUUUGUCCAGACUUAGCGUCUGCAAUUCCUGCCAUAAUUUCUGAUAUGACAGAUCAUGAACUAAGUUUACCCUUUUCCAUACAAUGGUACCUUAUAUAUAUAGACAGUUAAAUAUUAAAUUAUUUAAUCUUCUCUGUCACAAUUGUCUGGUUUAGAUUUGAUUAUAUUCUUUUAGCAUUAGACAGUCUGUCCAACCCCCUUCCUUAUCACUUGUUUGUAUAUACUAUGCAUUCCUCAGAUCUGGGAAAGUGGUUAGCUUACAGAUAGAAAUAUAGUGUCUUUUUGUUAACUUGAAAUAACAAAAUGGAGUCUGAUCUGUUCAGAGUGACUCAGAAUAUACACUUUUAGUUUCUAUCAUAGCACAAAAUGUCUGCCGAUAUAAAUACUCUGACAAUGUAUCCAAUCUGUAUGGCAUUUAUAUUACUUGGGAGGUACUUUCAAUGUAAUCAAUCUGUAUGGCGUUUAUAUUCCCUGGGAGGUACUUUCAAUGUAUCCAAUCUGUAUGGCGUUUAUAUUCCUUGGGAGGUACUUUCAAUGUAUCCAGUCCGUAUGGCGUUUAUAUUCCGUGGGAGGUACUUUCAAUGUAAUCAAUCUGUAUGGCGUUUAUAUUCCCUGGGAGGUACUUUCAAUGUAAUCAAUCUGUAUGGCGUUUAUAUUCCCUGGGAGGUACUUUCAAUGUAUCCAAUCUGUAUGGCGUUUAUAUUCCUUGGGAGGUACUUUCAAUGUAUCCAAUCUGUAUGGAGUUUAUAUUCCCUGGGAGGUACUUUCAAUGUAAUCAAUCUGUAUGGCGUUUAUAUUCCCUGGGAGGUACUUUCAAUGUAUCCAAUCUGUAUGGCGUUUAUAUUCCCUGGGAGGUACUUUCAAUGUAUCCAAUCUGUAUGGAGUUUAUAUUCCCUGGGAGGUACUUUCAAUGUAUCCAAUUUGUUUAUAUUACCUGGGAGGCAUUUUAGACUCACAAGGUAGGAGCUGCUAGUUUGUAUGUUGUUGUUCAUUGUGUGGUCUAAAUACUAAGUCAGUGGGCAUGGUCGCGAUGGUGAUCCUGGGCAGCCAUUAUUUUGGUGUUCUAUAUGAAGGUACGCCUUAUGGUUUAAUUGAUUUUAUUUCCAAGCAUAAGAUUGCCGUCUGGAAGGGAAUGUGGGCGAAGUUGCCAAGAAUGUUUUCUGGGCACUUUACUCAAAUGGGGAAGAUUAGUGUUGUCGGCAUGAUCACAGCCGGCCAGCCAGCCAGCCAUCUUUUUGGAUGAUUAACAAUAAACAUGUGUGAUCUAUCACGAUCAUCAUUGGUGGGGUUUAUAAGGCGGGACUUUUUGGACAGUCAGAACCUACUUUACCUUGACAAAGUCUUGCUGACGAAAGCGGUCGUUAUUAAAGAGUCUUCAGUGGGAUCCUGCAGCCUGGAUUUAUCACUAUUCAAGGAGAACUUACUCCCUCCUGUCUUUUGGCGAGAUUACAUCUACCAGGGCGGACUCCAACCUCAACUUAUGCUGAGGGACCACUGCUGUAUAUGGUAGAAGGGUCUUUGGACCUUCUUGUGGCCCUGUUUGAAUUUUGUGCAAUAUUAUCCUCCAUUUUUUUUUUUUUUUCUAGAUUUGUGUGUGGUUUUACAUUAUGUUUAUUUAUCUUUACUGCUGUAUUUACACUAUUCUAACAUGUGACCACACACACAGAAUAUGUCUUUAACGGUGCACCACACUCUCUUGUUGCUGUUUUUGUUUUAUGUUGUGCAUUCUGUCCUCCUUUCUUCUUCCACUGAUGCUCUUUUGAUAAGAGAAGUUAAAGUCCUCUGUGGUAAUAGAGCUCCGAUGCUGUUGUGCCACUUUGAAGUUCUUUUUCUAAGUCUGUCCUCGCAAUCU